CAACAGAGAGAUGGUGAAGAUGGCGGAGGUGGCAGUGAUCGGGGAGGAUUUCGUGCGGUCACGGCGGCGAUAAGACCGGGACCUCAAAGCCCUACUCUCUCUCGGCCAUCCCUUUUCUUCUCCCUCUCUUUUCGUAUAAAAUCUUCCUUCAAUCUUUAAACCCACGGGGCCUUCGGAGUUCGGAGGGGGCUUAAUUUUUCAAACCAGCCAUCGAUUCCGAUUCACGCCAACGGAGGGAGUGGCCAGUCGGAGUGGGAUUGGGGUUCUUCACAUUAUCAUUCUGAGCUUCUCCAGAUUCACUCACUCCUUUGAUUUUCCAAUAUGGAUAGGUACCAGAGAGUGGAGAAGCCCAAGUCAGAGAAUACUCCUAUAAACGAGAAUGAGAUUCGCAUUACUACCCAAGGAAGGAUGAGGAACUACAUUACUUAUGCCACCACUCUUCUCCAGGAGAAAGGGUCAAACGAGAUUGUUGUCAAGGGAAUGGGCAGAGCUAUCAAUAAGACUGUAAUGAUAGCUGAACUAAUUAAGAGAAGGAUUGCUGGUCUCCAUCAGAACACUGCAAUUGGAUCCACUGAUAUAACUGACAUGUGGGAGCCACUCGAAGAAGGCCUUCUUCCUCUAGAGACUACUCGACAUGUUUCUAUGGUGUCAAUUACCUUGUCCAAGAAGGAGCUAGAUACAUCUUCGACAGGAUACCAGCCUCCGCUUCCAGUUGACCAAGUGAAACCAUGGAAUGAAUUUGAAGAUGAAGGAGAGGGAUCACCUAGGAUACGAGGCAGGGGACGUGGUAGGGGUAGAGGCAGGGGUAGAGGGAACUACAAUGGUCCAUCUGAGUAUCAGGGAGAUGGAUGGGAUGGUGGGCGAGGUUUUGGUGCUAGAGGUCGAGGACGUGGAAGAGGUCGUGCAUUUCGUGGAAGGGGACGUGGUUAUGGUCGUCAAUCAGGUGGAUAUUAUGAUUAUGGUGAACCUAUGGCACCACCAGUCCCUGGCCGAGGCUUUGCAGCGGGGCGUGGUCGUGGCAGGGGGAGGGCUCGUGGUCGUGGUGGUUAUUAUCGAUCAGAUGGACCGGUGCAAGCAGCCGCUGCUUGAGAAGCGAAUGCCGAUCAACGUGGUUGCAUUUUGCCGAUGGCCUCGAUAUUUUAUAGUUUGGAUGCCCUUUUUUAUUUUCAAGUUGGUAAAUUGCCGCCAUGGAGGUAGGAGUUUUAGUUUCUGUAGUUUGAGGUAGGAAGAUUUUCCAUAGCUCCUAAUUUUAACUUCAAGUACGUACGUCCGAGGCAAAUGGCUGUAAAUUAUUUUUCUUAUAUUCUCUUUUCCAUAGGAAGUAGUGUAGCAGUACAUUCUUUCAUUCUUAAGUGGAUUUACAACUUUUGCUCUUAUUUUAUGACAAUAAAAAUCAUUAUGUAGAGUUGCAUCAA
Molecule: messenger RNA, 1415 nt
Organism: Momordica charantia (bitter melon)
Lineage: Eukaryota; Viridiplantae; Streptophyta; Magnoliopsida; Cucurbitales; Cucurbitaceae
Molecular function (GO): RNA binding
Source: RefSeq, a predicted model, not a curated record